AUACUUUCCCCGGUUUAAGCGCCUCCCUCAAACACCAGAAAAACACGGAGAAACUGACACGAGAUGGUAAAUACAUGUAGUCAGCCAUUUGGCAGGUGACAUACACUCAUUCGCGUGCAACCUGUGGAUUGUUUUUGCAUUCUUCUCUCAUCUCUCCCACUUACACACACACACUAGUCGCUCAUGGGGUUCCUUCUGACCAAGAUGAUGGCUGUGUUCGGGGACGCAGAGCACAAAGUCAUCAUAGUGGGUUUGGACAAUGCCGGGAAGACCACCAUCCUCUACCAGUUUCUGACAAAGGAGGCCGUCCACACGUCGCCCACCAUCGGGAGCAACGUGGAGGAGAUCACCGUGCGCAACACCCACUUCAUGGUCUGGGAUAUCGGGGGGCAGGACAAUCUCAGGGCCAGCUGGUACUCCUACUACUGCAACACGGAGAUUGUCAUCCUGGUGGUGGACAGCACCGACCGGGAAAGGCUGACCCUCACCAAAGAGGAGCUGCACCGCAUGCUUGCACAUGAGGAUUUGCAGAAUGCUGCCGUUCUUGUUCUGGCUAAUAAACAAGACAUAAAAGGCUCCAUGACAGCAGCGGAGAUCUCUCAGAUCCUCACGCUGGACUCCAUAACAACGCACUCGUGGCAUGUUCAAGCCUGCUGCGCCCUCACCGGAGAGGGGCUACCCGCCAGUCUGGACUGGAUGAAAUCUCGUGUUACAGCGAAGUAAAGCCCCCCCCCCCGGCCGAUCAAACCUCCUCACUCUGAGCCAGCCUACUGCAGAAGUCAGCAUGAUUUACAGUGUUUUA
Messenger RNA from Menidia menidia (Atlantic silverside), 802 nucleotides. NCBI's taxonomy places the organism in Eukaryota, Metazoa, Chordata, Actinopteri, Atheriniformes, Atherinopsidae. The record is from the annotation of a GenBank genome assembly.